AUGGCUUCGCAAGGUCUGCGCAUCGGUUUCGUGCCCGAGCACUUCUCCACGCCGCUCCACUUCGCGCAGAAGCACUAUGGCCUCGACGCGACGCUCAUCCCCUUCCCCUCGGGCACCGGGCACAUGGUCACGGCGCUGCGGGCGGGCGACAUCGACGUCGGCAUUGGCCUGACGGAGGGCUGGAUCGCCGGACUCGGCAAGGAGGGCGUCGAGGGCGACGGCGGGUACCGCCUCGUCGGGACCUACGUCGAGACUCCGCUGUGUACGUAUCACCGCUGGGCCAUCUCCACGGGCGCCGACCGCCCGGACAUCACGUCGGUGGACUCGCUCAAGGGCGGCAAGAUUGGCGUCUCGCGCAUCGGCUCCGGCAGCUACGUGAUGGGCUUCGUGCUCGCCGACAAGCACGGCUGGCUGGAUCAGCAGCAGCAGAAGAAGCCCUUCUCCGACACGGUGGUGCUCAACACGUUCGACAAGCUGCGCGGGGCCGUCAACUCGGGCGAGGCCGACUUCUUCAUGUGGGAGCACUUCACGUCCAAGAAGUACUACGACUCGGGCGAGAUCCGCCGCGUCGGCGACAUCUACACGCCCUGGAGCAGCUGGAAGAUUGUCGCGUCGACCAAGCUGGCGCCUCCGACCGGCGCAUCGGUGGACGCGCGCGUGCGGGACCUCUUCGCGAAGCUGGACCAGGGCGUGCGGCAUUUCAACGAGAACCCCGAGGAGGCGGUGCGGUACAUCUCGACGAACUUGGACUACUCUGAGGCAGACGCGCGCGAGUGGCUCAAGACGGUGCGCUUUCCGCAGAGGACGGAGGGCGUCAAGCCAGAGGUGGUGGCUGACUGCGUGUCCAUCCUGCGCAAGGCGGGCGUGCUGGUCGAGGGCAAGGGCAUGGAGCCCGAGGCCAUGGUGGUAAAGCUGUAG
Molecule: messenger RNA, 918 nt
Organism: Purpureocillium lilacinum
Lineage: Eukaryota; Fungi; Ascomycota; Sordariomycetes; Hypocreales; Ophiocordycipitaceae
Source: RefSeq, a predicted model, not a curated record